Messenger RNA from Pseudogymnoascus destructans, 1748 nucleotides. RefSeq lists its product as uncharacterized. Gene Ontology annotation, cellular component: membrane. Gene Ontology annotation, biological process: transmembrane transport; zinc ion transport. Gene Ontology annotation, molecular function: metal ion transmembrane transporter activity. The record is from RefSeq and is a predicted model, not a curated record. The transcript is spliced from 2 exons. Bases 194 to 1447 code for a protein of 417 amino acids. Lineage: Eukaryota; Fungi; Ascomycota; Leotiomycetes; Thelebolales; Thelebolaceae.
CGUACAGUUACUCUACCUCCAACCCACCAUCUCCAACACAUUUUGAUUCUCGAGACAUCACCUGUUGUUGGCGCUCACUCGUCAUAUCUGCCACUUACAACGCAUGCCUAUAUAAGAGACGAUGCUUAUUUGAUUCUCGCCACAUAUAGAGGGACGUUUAUAGCACCAAAUAGGUGUCCAAAAGGGAUUCAAGAUGUUAGACGGAUUGUUCAUCCUGCUCGUGCUGAGCGUGGUGAUGGCAGUAGCCUCGUUCCUAGCAGGAGCAUUGCCUUUGUCCAUGAGCCUGUCUCAGUCACAAUUGCGACUACUAUCGGCAAUCGGAAUGGGAGUCCUCGUUGGAACCUCCCUGGUAGUAAUUAUCCCAGAGGGAAUCGAAGCCGUCUACGCCUCCUCAAUACCAAUCCACACAAACGGCGCAAGGGCACCCACCCUCACCCCCCGAACCUUCGAUAACCCAACCUUCUACGAAGCCGCCAGCGCCCUCCCAGGCCUCGUAAUCCCGGACGACAUUAGCAUCUUCGAGCGCCGCGCCGACACCGACCCCAUCGCUGACACCGUGCACCCCCCUCCGGGCCCAGUCGUGCCUGAAUCUUCAAACCUCGAAGACUUCCCCACAAUCCACAACGACGACACCCCCAUCAGCAGCAGCAGCGCCUCCACCACCCACCCCUCCUCCUCCACCAACCACACAGCUGAACGCUCCUCACCAUUCUACAUAGGCCUCUCCCUAAUCACCGGCUUCAUCCUCAUGUUCCUCAUUGACAAGCUCCCCCGCCACGCCUCCUCGACCCUCCAAUCCCCUCCCCCCCGCCACAUCAGCCUGAACAACCUCUCCGACACCUCCCCCACCGACCCAAUCUCCAGCGACUCCUUCCUCCACUCCCUCGCCCCCUCCCCCAAACAAACCCGCAACUUCGCCACCACAACCGGGCUGGUCAUCCACGCUGCCGCUGACGGCAUCGCCAUGGGCGCCUCGGCCACCUCCUCAAACACUGAAUUGGGGUUUAUUAUCUUCCUCGCGAUAAUGCUACAUAAAGCGCCCGCGGCGUUCGGACUCACCUCUGUCCUCCUCAAACAAGGGCUCUCCAAACGCGCCGCGCGGGGGCAUUUAAUCAUCUUCUCCCUCGCCGCCCCCAUCGGCGCUCUGACCACUUGGCUCUUAGUUAAUAUUGCGGGCGGGGCGGGGAUGGAGGGCGAAAAGGGGCAGUGGUGGACGGGGAUGCUGUUGUUGUUUUCGGCGGGCACGUUUUUGUAUGUUGCUAUGCACGCGAUGCAAGACGAUGCCGCGCAGCAUGAUAACUCCUCCUCGAGCCCGAACGGAUUCGGGGAGGGCGGCGGCGGAGGGGGGUUGCCGAGGAAGGGAACGAAGCCCGUACUGAGGGAUACGCUGGCGAGUGUGGUGGGGAUGUUGAUUCCGUUGGUGACGCAGGUUGGGCAUCAUCAUUAGGGGGUGUUGUUGCGGUUUUAUUUAUGUAGAUAGUGUGUUUUGGGAGUUUGGGGAGCUUGGAUGUCCUAGACUGGACGGGGUGGGUUUGAAAAGUUGCCAUGAAAGGGGGGUAGCAGCGUGUAUUGUAGCUGGUUAUGGUAUCUGUUGUUACUGCUGCCGCUGUUGUUUGUGCUGGUGCCCCGUUUAAAUGGAACUUCUUCACACAUCACACAUCGUAUAUGCAGUUUUUAUGACUUUGUGCCCUGCGUGGCUACAGUUCCGUCACUCUAUUCCCUAGUGUUGUCACGGUGUACAUGCGACG